This is a messenger RNA of Carya illinoinensis, 1199 nucleotides long. RefSeq names its product glutamate formimidoyltransferase-like. The transcript has 3 exons. Gene Ontology annotation, molecular function: transferase activity; folic acid binding. Lineage: Eukaryota; Viridiplantae; Streptophyta; Magnoliopsida; Fagales; Juglandaceae. The record is from RefSeq and is a predicted model, not a curated record. The coding region runs from base 169 to 1092 and encodes 307 amino acids.
CGUCAUGCUGUAGGGACAUUUGCUUAUCUUAAUGGCUUUUAAUGCAUCUCAGCAUCUCCCCCUCGUGACAUAAAAAUCCCUGCAGCGACUCUUAACAACUUGCUGGCUCAAGCACUAGUACUGAAGACUCCAGAUCGGGAGGGAACCAACUACCAAGCUUCAAAAGCAAUGGAUUUCAACCCAAGUUUUAAGGACAAGAAGAAAACCAGAGAUCAAUCCUCGUUACUAUGCUGCAAACUCUUUAUCUCUGAAGCACGGAACCAUGAUGUCCUUGAUGCCAUCGAACAAGCAGGGAGGCUUGAUCCAGAAACCAUCAUCGUCAAUAAAUUUGAAGAUGGAGCUUAUAAUAGGGUUAGAUUUACCCUAGUAUCAUACGUGAUGCAUGACAUCACUGAUAGUCCCAUUUACAGCCCAUUGCACCAAACCAUCCUUGCAAUGGUUGAGGCUGCCUUCGGAGCCAUUAAUCUAGAGAUGCAUUGCGGGGCUCACCCCCGACUCGGUACUGUUGAUGACAUCCUUUUCCAUCCAUUGGCUCGAGCAUCACUAGAUGAAGCGGCUUGGCUUGCCAAGGCAGUCGCAACAGACAUUGGCAACAAAUUUCAAGCACAUCCAACAGGCAAGGCUCUAGAUACCAUCAGACGAGAGCUUGGAUACUACCGACCAAAUUUCUUGGGCAAUCAAUGGGCAGGGUGGACCAUGCCUGAGAUGCUUUCAGAGAAGCCUGAUGAAGGACCAACCAUGGUUUCUCGAGCAAGAGGCAUCACCAUGAUCGGGGCACGUCCAUGGAUCACAUUGUACAACAUACCCAUCUUGUCCACAGAUGUUUCUGCUGCUCGAAGGAUCGCUCGUAUGGUGAGUGCUCGUGGAGGUGGGCUCCCGACAGUGCAAACACUGGGCCUGGUUCAUGGUGAGGACUCAACCGAAAUAGCUUGCAUGCUCUUGGAACCAAAUCAAAUUGGUGCUGACAGGGUCCAAACCCGAGUUGAGAUGCUUGCAGCUAAAGAAGGGUUGGAUGUGGAGAGGGGAUAUUUCACUGAUUCUUCACCGGAGAUUAUUCUUGAAAAAUACAUGAAUUUAGUCUCUGCUAACUGAAAGAGACUAACACAAAUAUUUCAGUGAAUUAUGCACUCUUGAGUCUUUGUUGUAAAAUGGACCAUGUAUUUAAUUUGAAUGUUGAACUACUAUGUAAAAAAAAUAAA